UCCUCUCGCCGCCCCUUGCUUUGAUCCGCUACAUUCCCCGUCGUAUCGAUUCCUCUCUAUAAAUACACCUCGUUCGCCACCUCAUCAUCAUCUUCAUCCCUAAACUCACUCUCUUUUCCUCGAUCUUGAUCUCUCGAAGCUCGAAGUUCUCAUCCAUGGCGGCGGCGAAGCUAGGGCGCGUGCCGAGCAUCCGGGAGAGGGUGGAGGACACCCUCUCAGCUCACCGCAACGACCUCGUCUCUCUCCUCUCUAGGUAUAUGGGUGAAGGGAAGGGGAUUCUUCAGCCUCAUCAUCUUCUUGAUGGCCUUGCCACUGUCAUUGGCACCGAUGAUGAUCGCAAGCUCGCUGAUGAUCCUUUCUUCGACGUUCUCAAGUCCGCGCAGGAAGCUAUUGUUUUACCGCCGUUUGUGGCGAUCGCUGUCCGGCCGAGGCCUGGGGUUUGGGAGUAUGUGCGUGUGAAUGUUCAUGAGCUCAACGUGGAGCAGCUCAGCGUGGCGGAGUACUUGCGUUUCAAAGAAGAGCUCGUCGGCCACUUUAAUGAUAACUACCCCUUGGAACUUGAUUUCGAGCCCUUCAAUGCCAACUUCCCACGGCCAAAUCGUUCUUCUUCGAUUGGGAAUGGGGUUCAGUUCCUAAACAGGCAUCUUUCAUCCAUAAUGUUUCGGAACAAGGAGUCCUUGGAGCCCCUUCUCAACUUCCUCCGAGCACACAAGUACAAGGGGCAUGUGAUGAUGCUGAAUGAUCGCAUACAAAGCAUCUCACGGCUUCAGUCCGCUCUGGCCAAGGCUGAGGAGUAUUUGUCAAAGCUCCCUGCUGAUACACCUUUCUCAGAAUUUGCUUACAAGUUCCAAGAGAUGGGGUUGGAGAAAGGCUGGGGUGAUACUUCUGAACGUGUGUUGGAGAUGAUUCAUCUUCUCCUUGACAUUCUUCAAGCUCCUGAUCCAUCUACUUUGGAGACAUUCCUAGGCAGGAUUCCUAUGGUAUUCAAUGUUGUGAUUGUUUCUCCGCAUGGCUACUUUGGCCAAGCUAAUGUCUUGGGGCUUCCAGACACAGGAGGGCAGGUAGUCUACAUAUUGGACCAAGUACGUGCUCUCGAGAGUGAGAUGCUUUUGAGAAUUAAGAAACAAGGCCUAAAUGUUGAUCCUAGAAUUCUUAUUGUUACUAGGUUGAUACCAGAUGCAAAAGGGACAACUUGCAAUCAGCGGCUGGAAAGAGUAACCGGCACAGAGCACACCCAUAUCCUGAGGGUGCCAUUUAGAACUGAAAAAGGCAUUCUUCGAAAAUGGAUUUCAAGGUUUGAUGUAUGGCCUUACUUGGAGACCUUUGCAGUGGAUGCUGCAAGUGAGAUCGCUGCAGAAUUACACGGCAUCCCAGACCUAAUAAUUGGCAAUUAUAGUGAUGGCAAUCUUGUUGCAUCUCUGUUAUCUUAUAAACUGGGAAUUACCCAGUGUAAUAUUGCACAUGCACUGGAGAAAACAAAGUAUCCAGAUUCAGACAUAUAUUGGGAGAACUAUGAGGAUAAGUACCAUUUUUCAUGCCAGUUCACUGCUGAUCUAAUGGCCAUGAACCAUGCAGAUUUUAUAAUUACUAGUACCUACCAGGAGAUUGCUGGAAGCAAAAAUACAGUCGGACAGUAUGAGAGCCAUACUGCUUUCACUCUUCCUGGUCUGUACAGGGUAGUGCAUGGUAUCGAUGUUUUUGAUCCCAAGUUCAAUAUAGUCUCCCCUGGAGCAGAUAUGUGUAUAUACUUCCCUUAUUCAGAAAAGGAGAAAAGGCUUACUUCCUUCCAUGGUUCAAUUGAAAAGCUAUUGUAUGAUCCAGAGCAAAGUGAGGAGCAUGUUGGGUGGCUGGAUGACCGUUCAAAACCCAUCAUUUUCUCCAUGGCAAGACUGGACCGAGUGAAGAACAUUACAGGACUGGUUGAAUCGUUUGGUAAAAACACUCAGCUAAGGGAGUUGGCCAACCUGGUGGUGGUUGCUGGUUACAAUGACGUGAAGAAGUCCAAUGAUAGGGAGGAAAUUCAAGAGAUUGAUAAGAUGCACCAACUCAUAAAGACUUAUAAUUUGUUUGGGCAAUUCCGUUGGAUUUCUGCUCAGACGAACAGAGCCCGCAAUGGUGAGCUGUAUCGCUACAUAGCUGAUACCAGAGGUAUUUUUGUGCAGCCUGCCUUUUAUGAAGCAUUUGGACUCACAGUCGUGGAGGCCAUGACCUGUGGCCUUCCAACAUUUGCCACGUGCCACGGAGGUCCUGCAGAAAUCAUUGAGCAUGGAAUUUCUGGCUUUCAUAUCGACCCAUAUCAUCCUGAUCAAGCAGCAGGAAUAAUGGUUGAAUUUUUUGAACAAUGCAAAAAAGACUCGAGCUAUUGGAAUAAAAUAUCUGAAGGUGGACUCUGUCGAAUCUUCGAGAGGUACACAUGGAAGAUCUAUUCUGAAAGGCUCAUGACUCUUGCUGGGGUCUAUCGCUUUUGGAAGUAUGUUUCAAAGCUUGAAAGGCGUGAGACUCGCCGAUAUCUGGAGAUGUUUUACAUCUUAAAGUUUCGGAAUCUGGUGAAGUCUGUUCCACUUGCGGUGGAUGAUCACUAAUGCCAUAUAUAACCUGCAAAACAAUGCAAGGUAUUACCGGGUAGACCAAUGAUGGUUUGUUUGACGAAUAAAACCCCGGCAGUCCCCGGCAGGUAUGCCUAUACCUUCUUUAUGGUAUAAUUGUAUAAAUGAACCUUCAUGUAAAGUUGACUGAAUAUCGUCGAGAUGUUCGAGCAAACUCUUCUGCUCCUAAUAGCCCUAGGCCCUUUAUUGUGUGUUUCUGAAACCAUGUUUGGGGGUUUCUGAUAUAAGGGCCUUUGCUCAGCUACCUUUGAUGCAUGUGGUAGCUGGUUUGACUGCUUGCUUUAUGUGAAUAAUAUGGUUUUAUAAAAUAAUGUUUGGAAUAUGGUUUAUAACUCUUA
Messenger RNA from Dioscorea cayenensis subsp. rotundata (Guinea yam), 2944 nucleotides. RefSeq names its product sucrose synthase 4-like. Gene Ontology annotation, molecular function: sucrose synthase activity. The transcript is spliced from 15 exons. Gene Ontology annotation, biological process: sucrose metabolic process. The record is from RefSeq and is a predicted model, not a curated record. Lineage: Eukaryota; Viridiplantae; Streptophyta; Magnoliopsida; Dioscoreales; Dioscoreaceae. Bases 156 to 2582 code for a protein of 808 amino acids.